Messenger RNA from Juglans regia (Persian walnut), 2940 nucleotides. Its product is annotated as BTB/POZ domain and ankyrin repeat-containing protein NPR1-like. Gene Ontology annotation, molecular function: protein binding. The transcript has 4 exons. Gene Ontology annotation, cellular component: nucleus. Gene Ontology annotation, biological process: regulation of jasmonic acid mediated signaling pathway; defense response to bacterium; systemic acquired resistance, salicylic acid mediated signaling pathway. Bases 934 to 2715 code for a protein of 593 amino acids. The record is from RefSeq and is a predicted model, not a curated record. NCBI's taxonomy places the organism in Eukaryota, Viridiplantae, Streptophyta, Magnoliopsida, Fagales, Juglandaceae.
CCAAACCGACCCUUUCCUCUCUCUCUCUCUCUGUGAAACUGUGUCUGAAAGCGAAAAUUGAAGCUUCGGUUUCUUGUCCUUCUCGUGCCUUUUGCUCUUAUCUUUAUUUCGCUGUAUCUUCGGUCAGCUUUAGGAAGUUUCUCCUUCCGGUUUCUGUGUGUUGAAUUGUUGGGGUGUUUUCCUGCGGUAUAAUUUCCACCUGAUUUGAAAUAUUUUUUGGAAUUAAAAUCUUUGGAUCUUGAGGUUUUUGAAGUAGUUGAGUGGAUCUAGUUCAAAUGUUGAAAGCUUGUGGAGAUGUAUUUUUUAAGGUGAAUUUUAAUGACGGGAUUUAUUAAGAAUAAAGCUUGAAUGAGUGCUGUUUUCUGCUUUCUUACAAGACAGUUUUUGAAGAAAAAAAUUAGUCCUUUUUAAUCUAGUUAGCAUUUUGGGUUUGUUUUGGAUAUUAUGCUCAUUAGGUGGUACUGGAAAUUCAAGCAAGAAAGCAGGGUUCUUGGCCUUUGCACUCGUUUUCCUGAUUCUUGUAAAAUACAGAAAUCAAAUGAUUUUGACCAGAAGUGCAUGCCCUUUGUGACUUGGAAUUUAGAGCAUUUGAUUUAACUUGUCAUCUUGCUAACUUUCUACCAGAGGGAGUUAUGUUAAGUUAUCCUUUUGAAGUUGCUUCUUUGAAACCCAGUUGAUAUUUUCAGCGUAAUUCCGCUUUUCUGCUAGUUUUCUCUUCCUGGACUGUGAAUAUAGGUAUAUUUUCUAUUUUCCAAUAAAUUGUAUUGUUUAUGCUACUUCUUCUCGUGUCUAAAUUGUACUUUUUAGGCAUAUGUGUUUGGUUGAACAGCUGGUAGGAAAAGUUUCAUUUGUAACGUAAUAGUCAUAGACAUUGAUUUAUCCAUAGGAAGUUCCAAAUAGAGCAACUGCAGGAGUAUUUUGCACUGUGUAUCAAUGGUUAAUUCAACUGAACCAUCGUCAUCUUUGAGCUUUAGUUCAUCUUCCCAUUUAUCAAAUGGCACGUUUGGCCCCACUAAAUCAUCCUCUAGCCUUGAACCGGAUCCUAACCUUGAAAUCAUCAGCUUAAGCAAGCUUAGCUCUAAUUUGGAGCAGCUCUUGAUUGAUCCCAGUUGUGAUUAUAGCGAUGCGGAUAUCGUUGUUGAGGGAAUUCCAGUUGGUGUUAACCGAUGUAUGUUGGCUGUUAGAAGUAGGUUUUUCCAUGAGUAUUUUCAGCGAGUGAAGGGAUCUACCGAGAAGGAAGGAAAACCUAAGUACUUGAUCCGUGAUUUGUUGCCUUAUGGCAAGGUUGGAUAUGAGGCAUUUCGGGUUUUCUUGAGCUAUCUGUACACGGCGAAACUGAAGCCUUCUCCAGUGGAAGUGUCAACUUGCGUUGACGAUUUUUGCGUCCAUGAUGCAUGUAGACCCGCUAUUAAUUUUGCUGUGGAAUUGAUGUACGCCUCUUACAUUUUUCAGACGCCAGAGCUGGUUUCGCUUUUCCAGAGACGUCUUCUUAACUUUGUUGGGAAGGCUUUUGUAGAAGAUGUCAUCCCAAUUCUUAUGGUUGCUUUCCAUUGUCAAUUGACUCAGCUUGUCACUCAAUGUGUUGAUCGAGUAGCAAGAUCAGAUCUUGACAGCAUCUCUGUUGAGAAAGAGCUCCCUGAUGAAAUUGCAAAGAACAUUAAAUUGCUUCGUCUCCAGUCUCAGUGUGAUGAUGAUCGUAAAAUAGAAGCUGUCGAUCCCUUGCAUGAAAAGAGAAUCAAGAGAAUACACAAAGCAUUAGAUUCUGAUGAUGUUGAACUGGUGAAACUUCUCCUCUCUGAGUCUGAAAUAACCUUAGAUGAAGCCAAUGCUCUCCAUUAUGCUGUAGCCUACUGUGAUCCUAAGGUUGUGACUGAGGUGCUAGGUCUAGGUUUGGCCAAUGUCAACCAUCGAAAUUGUCGAGGUUAUACAGUACUUCACAUGGCUGCAAGGCGUAAGGAGCCAUCAAUAAUAGUUUCACUUCUGACAAAAAGUGCCAGUGCAUUAGAAUUGACAUUGGAUGGUCAGAGUGCUGUUAGUAUAUGCCGGAGGUUGACGAGACCAAAGGACUAUCAUGCUAAAAUAGAGCAGGGCCAGGAAGCAAAUAAAGAUCGGAUAUGCAUCGAUGUUCUAGAGAGAGAAAUGAGAAGGAAUCCAAUGGCUGGGGAUGCAUCUAUUUCUUCUGAAAUAGUAGCAGAUGAUCUGCACAUGAAACUGCUGUAUCUGGAAAACCGAGUUGCAUUUGCACGAUUGUUCUUCCCUACCGAAGCAAAGCUAGCCUUUGAUGUUGCACAUGCCGAGACAAUAUCUGAGUUUGCUGGCAUUUCUGCCUCAAAAGGUUCAACUGGGAAUUUGAGGGCGGUCAAUCUGAAUGAGACUCCAAUUAUGCAGAACAAGAGACUCCGUACUCGAAUUGAAGCACUGAUGAAAACAGUGGAGAUGGGUCGACGCUAUUUUCCUAAUUGCUCAGAAGUGCUGGAUAAGUUCAUGGAGGAUGACCUUCCCGAUUUGUUUUAUCUUGAGAAGGGCACCCCAGUUGAGCAGAGAAUCAAGAGGAAGCGCUUCAUGGAGCUAAAACAGGAUGUUCAGAAGGCAUUCCAUAAGGACAAGGUCGAGUCCAGUCGCUCUGGAUUGUCUUCCUCGUCAUCCUCGUCUUCUCUAAAAGAUUGUGUAAAUUAUAAAGUGGGAGAAGACGGUGUAAAUUACAAAAAAUCAUGAGGGCUUAUAAUUUGUCUAAAUAACCCUGGUCCUAAAGUGCAAACUAUUUUCAGAAAAAUAUACAGGCGAGAUCCUCAUAAAUGUUGGCUCGUCAUAUUCUUUAAGUUCUUAGCUAAGGAUUAUGCAUUAUGUUGUACUAUUAAGCUAGUCAAAACGUUCCACUUCUGAAUUUGUUUUGUAGAGGAUGGUCUUAACAGCUGGGAGAAUGAAAGAAAUUGUAAAAGU